Ceratosolen solmsi marchali is the source of this 1182-nucleotide messenger RNA. It is a transcript of the gene Prps, whose product is annotated as phosphoribosyl pyrophosphate synthetase. Gene Ontology annotation, cellular component: cytoplasm; ribose phosphate diphosphokinase complex. Bases 7 to 1182 code for a protein of 391 amino acids. Gene Ontology annotation, biological process: ribonucleoside monophosphate biosynthetic process; 5-phosphoribose 1-diphosphate biosynthetic process; purine nucleotide biosynthetic process. Gene Ontology annotation, molecular function: ribose phosphate diphosphokinase activity; magnesium ion binding; ATP binding. NCBI's taxonomy places the organism in Eukaryota, Metazoa, Arthropoda, Insecta, Hymenoptera, Agaonidae. The record is from RefSeq and is a predicted model, not a curated record. The transcript is spliced from 7 exons.
CCAACGAUGGACAUUGCGGUUGUCUUACUCUACGCACAUUUGAGUAACAAAUUGAGAGAAGUGAUGCCCGUCUCGCAACCAGUGCGUGCUAAGAGUUUGUUACGCGCAAACUUGGAGAAGCCCCGCAGUAGUGGCUACCUACAAAGCAGAAUGCCGAAUAUUAAAGUUUUUAGCGGGACAUCGCAUCCGGAUCUCGCACAGCGAAUUGUAGAUAGACUUGGCAUUGAUAUCGGCAAGGUUGUCACCAAAAAAUUCAGCAAUCUGGAAACUUGUGUAGAAAUUGGAGAGUCAGUUCGCGGAGAAGAUGUCUAUAUUGUGCAAAGUGGUAGUGGUGAAGUUAAUGAUAAUCUGAUGGAAUUGCUGAUUAUGAUCAAUGCCUGUAAAAUUGCAUCUGCUUCUCGUGUAACAGCUGUAAUUCCUUGUUUUCCAUAUGCCCGUCAGGAUAAAAAGGAUAAGGGAGGUGAUGGUGGGGACAAGUCAGAUUUAUCUAAGAGUCAAUUUGUCAUGAAGUCGAACGAAUGGAAAUUCAGGAGUCGCGCACCCAUAUCGGCUAAGUUGGUAGCAAACAUGUUAUCGGUUGCCGGGGCUGAUCAUAUUAUCACCAUGGAUUUACAUGCUAGUCAAAUACAGGGUUUUUUCGAUAUACCUGUGGACAAUCUGUUUGCCGAACCGGCCGUCCUUAAAUGGAUUAAGGAGAAUAUUCCCGAAUGGAGAAAUAGCACUAUUGUAUCUCCGGACGCUGGUGGUGCGAAAAGAGUAACAUCAAUAGCAGAUCGGUUAAAUGUAGAUUUUGCCCUUAUACAUAAGGAGAGGAAGAAAGCAAAUGAAGUGGCUAGUAUGGUACUUGUAGGCGAUGUUAAAGAUCGAGUUGCAAUCCUUGUUGACGACAUGGCCGAUACUUGUGGUACAAUUUGCCAUGCCGCGGAUAAGCUAGUCGAGGCUGGCGCUAUAAAAGUUUAUGCAAUCUUGACUCAUGGUAUCUUUAGUGGUCCUGCUAUCGCUCGAAUUAAUAAUGCAUGUUUUGAAGCAGUUGUCGUUACUAAUACCAUUCCUCAAGAUGCACACAUGAAGGACUGUUCAAAAAUUCAGUGCAUUGAUGUCUCAAUGAUGUUUGCUGAAGCAGUUAGGAGAACUCACAAUGGAGAAUCUGUGUCAUAUUUAUUUUCAAAUGUACCAUAUUAA